Molecule: messenger RNA, 261 nt
Organism: Lottia gigantea (owl limpet)
Lineage: Eukaryota; Metazoa; Mollusca; Gastropoda; Lottiidae
Exons: 1
Source: RefSeq, a predicted model, not a curated record
AGCGAUAUAGACCACAUUCUAGUAGCAGAUAUAAACCAAAUUCUAGUAGCAGAUAUAGACCAAAUUCUAGUAGCAGAUAUAGACCACAUUCUAGUAGCAGAUAUAAACCACAUGCUAGUAGCAGAUAUAGACCACAUUCUAGUAGCAGAUAUACACCACAUUCUAGUAGCAGAUAUAAACCACAUUCUAGUAGCAGAUAUAAACCACAUGCUAGUAGCAGAUAUAACACCACAUUCUAGUAGCAGAUAUAGACCACAUUCU